Messenger RNA from Arvicola amphibius (Eurasian water vole), 16377 nucleotides. It is a transcript of the gene Rnf213, whose product is annotated as ring finger protein 213. NCBI's taxonomy places the organism in Eukaryota, Metazoa, Chordata, Mammalia, Rodentia, Cricetidae. Gene Ontology annotation, molecular function: ubiquitin-protein transferase activity; ATP hydrolysis activity; metal ion binding. Gene Ontology annotation, biological process: sprouting angiogenesis; negative regulation of non-canonical Wnt signaling pathway; ubiquitin-dependent protein catabolic process. The coding region runs from base 359 to 15838 and encodes 5159 amino acids. The record is from RefSeq and is a predicted model, not a curated record. Gene Ontology annotation, cellular component: cytosol; membrane; nucleolus. The transcript has 69 exons.
AUGGUGCCGGCGUCCAGAUGCGCCGGCGUCCAGUUGCCACUUCCUCCCUUUUCCAAGUUUCGGUUUCGGGUUCAGCCCGACCCUGCAGCUUCGACGCCUAUCAACUCUCGGGCUGUGGGCCACUAGGUCUGCCCUGCUCCCCAGCACUCAGGCAGCCCUUGCCCUGCCCAACCCGGCCAGCGAGCUCAAAGCGGUACCGGGUCGGCAGCUCCGCCCCGGAAUCCGCCCUCGCCGACUGCAGCCAGAACUUUUCGUAGUCAGGCGCUGCCCGGGGCGCUGAUCUUCCUCCGGGUCAAGGCUGGGGAGGCUCCCUGUCGCUGGAGUCGCUGCUAGCAGUGAGCGGGCUGCGGAUAACGGCAUGGAGUGUCCUCACUGCAGGCAUGUGUCCCGAGAGGAGUCACCCAGGUUCUGCAGCCAGUGUGGACAGAAACUGUCUCCUCCAGCUCCUGUACAAGAUUCUGCGAACAAUGAUGUCUUCGUGGUGGCGUCAGCCUCAGAGGGGAAGACUGAGCAGGGGGAAGAGCUGAAAGAGGAGGAGUCCCCAGGCUCCAGCAAGGAGCUGGAGAACCCAGAGGAGUCUGAUGCCUCCUGGACCAUCCAAAUGAGUAAAAAGAAGAGGAAGAGGAGAAACCAGAGCACCACUUCCUCAGAGGCAGGUUCCUUGUCUUCCACGUCUUCUGGUCUCUGGAGUCUGGAUAUGCCUUCAAGCCUUGGAUCCCAGGACUCAACCUUGGCCCAGAACCAAGUCCAGCAGGCUGGUGUGGGUAGCCAGCCUGGCCAGUCACAGCAUACGGUGACUAUGCCAAUGGAGAACGGCUGUGUGCAUGCCGAAGACAGCAGCCUCCCUCUGCAGGGUCACAGUGGGACAGGCACAGACCGUGGCAUUGGAGGUGGGGCCCAGAGGAACCCUGACCCCAGUAACCACACAGAAGUUAAGGGCCUCAGCACUUCUAAAGCUUCAGUGGACGAGGACCUGCCUCAAAAGGGGCACUGUGGUCCAGCCCCUUCUGCCUGCAAAGACCCCGCUAAGGUUACCGAUGCUGUUCAGAGUGCCCCAUUGCCUGAAUCUAAGGGACAGAAGUCUGAACACAAGGAAAAAGGGCCUGUGACUGCAGAGCUGGCUGCCUCAGAGCCAGUUGAUGUUACAGCCAAGGGAGCCAAUCCAGAGAAGGAUGGGAAAGAAAAAAGAGACAGUGGUCAGAAACAGAAACCAUCCCCUGUGAGUCCUGCUGCCACCAAGGUAGGAGAUGCUGACGCUAAACCGAAAGGCAAGUUGGCUGAGACUGGGAGGAACACAGAUGAGAUUGCGAACACCCAACCAGAAGACCAGAAGAAGCCAGAAGAGAGCAGAAAUUACGCAGCUGCUUUGAAAAACCAAAAGGAGCAGAGAAACCAGAAGGCUGCUGCACCAGAGGCUGCAAUGAGAACACUUAACCCAGAGGAUGGAGUCACUGUGUACUUCCACGCCAUUGUCUCCCAUGACUUCUCAUUCAACCCUGACAACAACAGAGUGUGUGUCAGAGGAGGAGAGGGGCUCGGGAAGGAACCCUGGACUGAUGCUUGCGAGAUGAACUACACCAAAGACCUUCAUGAGCUCGGGUCUCUCGUUGAGGGCAGCAUGGUCAUUCCCAGGCAGAGCCUGAACAAACCCAUCCCUUAUAAGUAUGUCAUUCACCGUGGUGGCAAUAGCAAGGAUGCCGUAGACUACGAAUUUAUCUAUGAGCCCCCACAGAAGAAAGGCGAGCAUGUGAACCGCAGUCUGUUGGUGGAUUCUGCCCACUUGGGCACUGGAGACUGGCAUCAGUAUGACGACAUAAUCUGCAUGAAGCCUCCUGGGAAGAUCCAGAGAUUUUUUGAUUCCUUCACUGAUGGCUCAAGACAGAAGCUGGUGAGAGGAAAGAAGAUUGCCGCUGUGGUCAUGCUGGAUCGCAUCUUCAGUGUCCUCCAGCCCUGGAGUGCCAUCAACCUGCAGAGCUUCAUGACCCAGUUCCUGCAGUUUUACUCUGUGGUCCGAAUGCCUAUGGUCCAUGAAGGGCAGGCUAGGCGACCAUGGUCCAGUCUGCAAUACAAAGAGAGAGAGGUGAGGGCGCACCUGUGGGAGCAUGUGAAAACCCUGAUGGCACCCUUCCUGGAAGGGAAGAGCGGGGACUCUCUGCCUGCCGAUUGCCCUGUGAGGAGUGGACUAAAGUUGGGCCUGACCGUCCUUUUCAUGGUGGAAUCAGUGGACUUUGUUGUCCCUAAAAAUGACCUGGACAUGCUCUGCUUCCUCCUCACUCCGAGCGUUGGCCCGCCAGAAGCUCUUCACAGUGACCUGAGCCCCCUCCUCAGCAAACCUCAAAAAUGGCGUGCGUACUUGGUAAACCUGUGCUGCAGGUGCAUAGCUGAGGACAUGGACCGCUGGCUGGGCACCUUACCCAUCCUGCACCGUUGCAUGCAGCUGUCCCCACCCAGGAGGGCCUCUAAGAGCCAGUCCGAGGACACCUGGGCAGGCCUUGAAGGAAUCUGUUUCGCACAGUUUCGGGAGAAAGCACCCACUAAGAGUCGGGUUCUCCAGUUCAUGGAGUCUAAGAUGGCCCUGCUGCAGGUGGAUGACUUCCUCUUCCGCUCCUGGUUCAGCCUGGUUCCGCUGGAAAGCUUGACUUCCUACUUGGAAAACUCGACAGAAUACCUGAGUCACGUGCCUGCCUGUGUCCUGGAUUGUUUUCAAGGGGUUUCAUAUCGGCUUCGAGGACUGGCGAAGAUCUCCCAUGAAAACCUAGAGGAUGUCAGGCGGAUCUUUACAAUGCUGAUUCACCUUGUGGACAUUUAUAAGACCACGAUUCUUGGGGAGUCCCUGUUACAGACCUUCUUACCUGAGUGUCUGACCCUCCAUGAAACUGUCUGUAACAUCACAGCCUACGGAAAGUUCUAUGAGGUUCCUGCCCUGUCUGCCGAGCUUGUCUGUAAAAUGCUUCAGCUCAAACCCCCAGGGGGUGCCACAGAGGGGCCGGUUUCCACAGAUAACGAAGACUUGCCGACAAACAUCUUCCAGGGGGCCCUGAGCACCACAAGAAACUGGCUGCGCAGCAUGUUUAAAAGAAACAUCUUCUAUACCGGUCCAGCCACUCCCCGCUUUACCUAUCCUGAGGAGAUGGCGCUGUGGCGACGGCUGGUAGAAAUCAACUUCCCCAGGAAGUAUGGCUGGAAGGGGUCGCUGCUGGGAGACUUGGAAGGAAGGCUCAAGCAGGAGCAGCCCCGUUUGCAGAUCUCCAUCUUCUGCAGCAGUCAGUGGCAGGAUCGUGGACUCCAUGACAGCGUGGCCAGGAGCUUUGAGAAGUGUGUCAUUGAAGCCGUGAGCUCCGCUUGCCAGUCUCAGACCAGUGUCCUUGAGGGGCUCUCCUGUCCAGAUCUGCAGAAACUUGGUACUCUCUUGUCGGCUGUGAUAACCAAGUCCUGGCCUAAGCACAACGGGGAGGCUGUGUCGGACAUGGAUGAGAUCCUCAAAUACCUGCUCACGUGGCCAGAUGUGAGGCAACUCUUCAAACUGUGUGGAAGCAACGAGAAAAUCUUAGACAACAUCACGGGGGAAGGCAGGCAGCUGAUGGCCACGGCUGAGUCUGUGUUCCAAAAGGCUGCAGAGGAACUUGAGGAUGGGGCCAUCGUGAUUGGACAGCUGGAGUUGAUCCUUGAGCACAAGCGUCAGUUUGUUGACAUCUGGAACUUAAAUAGAGUGCGGCUGCCACGUGCAGAGAAGGCCUGUGAUCUGGAGGGCUUGCUGGCCAGGAGAAAGGAUGACCUGCUGUUCCUCAAGCGAGAGAAUAGACACGUGGAGAGCCUCCUGAGGCAGUUUGGGAGAGUGAAACACCUCGUGGAAGUGGACUUUGGAUAUAUUGAGGCAAUACACUCUCAGGACCUCAGCAAUAAGAGACUCAAUGAAGCAUUGAUAAACCUACCUGAUUCGUCUCCCCACAAAAGGAAGACUCAUUACUCCCUGAGCCCUGAGAUCCAAGAAAUCGCAAGCCAGCUAGACUCCCUGAAAGACAGCCACAUCUUCCAAAUGUUCUGGCAAGAGACAGCAGAGGCACUGAGUACUCUGAAUCAGGACCCCAGAAAGUUGAAAUUAUUGCUCUCAGAAGCCUGUGAAUGCCUGUACCACCCCUGCUAUGAGAAAUUCUACAUACUCUAUGAGAACCUGAAGUCAGGAGAGAUCACCUUUGCUGAAGUUGAUGACAUCUUCAGGGACUUUGUAGAUAAAUAUGGUGACCUGACUGUUGAACUAAACGUCAUGUGCACUGUGGAUCCCCAAGAGCAAAAAGGUUGGAUCCCUGAGCGCGUGGCGCAGAUCAAGGAAUACCACAGCCUGCACCAGGCUGUCAGCUCUGCCAAGGUCAUCGUUCAGGUCCGAAGCACUUUGGGCGUGACCGGUGACUUCAGUGUUCUAGACAAGCUGUUAAAAUUCGCGGAUUCCUUUGAGGACUUUUGCAAUGAGAAACUGAAGCAGAUCAGCCCAGAGUUCAUCCGGGCCAAGAAAUUGCUCCAAGACAUCAGUGAACCACGACGCCGCUGCCUGGAGGAACUCUCUCGGCAGAAGGAACUUGUGGACUGGCUGCACGAGGCCCUGGAAGACAUCAAUGAACUCAAGGUGUUUGUGGACCUGGCCUCCAUCUCAGCGGGGGAGAACGACAUCGACGUGGACCGGGUGGCCUGUUUCCAUGAUGCCGUGCAGGGCUACGCGUCCCUGCUGUACAAGAUGGACUUGAGCGCAGACUUCUCCCAGUUUGUGGAUCAUCUGCAGGAGCUCUGGAGGGCCCUGGACAAUGACCAGCACCUGCCCAGUAAGCUGCAAGAUUCUGCCAGAAAUUUGGAGUGGCUGAAGACAGUGAAGGAAAGCCACGGGUCUGUGGAGCUCUCGUCUCUGUCCCUGGCCACAGCAAUCAACAACAGGGGCAUCUAUGUUAUUAGGGCACCCAAAGGUGGUCAGAAGAUUUCCCCAGACACCGUCCUACACCUCCUCCUCCCGGAGAACCGUGGUGCUCAGGAGGGGCUGCGCAUCUACUCCACAGAAGAGCUGAAGGAGCUUUUAAAUAAGCUCAUGCUCAUGUCUGGGAAGAAAGACCACAGCAGCAGCCUAGAGGUGGAGAAGUUUUCAGAGGUCUUCAGCAGCAUGCAGCGGCUUGUGCAUGCCUUCAUAAACCUGCACUGCGCGGGAAACAUGCUGUUCAGGUCUUGGACUGCUGAGGUCUACUGCUGCCCCAGGUGGGGCAUCUCCAUCCGCAUGGACUUUGGCUUGGAGCUGGUGAGCCAGUUGGCGGAGAGUGGUGACGUCAUUGAGCUCCUGGGAGCCCUCUGCAGGCAGAUGGAGGACUUCCUCGACCACUGGAAAACAGUAGUGGCCCAGAAGAGAGCCAAACACUUUUACCUCAACUUCUACACAGCUGAGCAGCUGGUCUACCUGAGCAGGGAGCUCAGGAAACCCAGACCCAGCAAAGCUGCCCUCAUGAUGCUGUCCUUCAUCACAGGGGGAUGCACCAUCCGUGACGUUGUAGAAGCCACCAGUUCCUGUGAAAGCAAUGCUGCCAGACACUGCCUGAGGGAGGUGGUGGAAAAGCUGCCUCAGCAGCUACUUUCUGAGUCCAGCUUAAUGGGCAAGCUUCGGGUUAUCAUGGAGCAAUCCACAGUGUGCAUGAGUGCCUUCCUGCCCAACUGUCUGGACCUGGAUGCCCUGGGUAGAUGCCUGGCUCAGCUGGCCACACGGCGUGACUGUCCUGUGGAGCGGCCACUCCCCGAAGGCCUGCAGGUUGGCCAGCCUAACCUGGUGUUGUGCGGCCACUCUGAGGUGUUGCUGGCCGCACUGGCCAUCUAUAUGCAGGCCCCCAGGCAGCCUCUGCCCACCUUUGAUGAGGUGUUGCUCUGCACCCCGGGGACCACAGUCGAGGAGGUGGAGCUAUUCCUGCGACGCUGCCUCACGCUGGGCUCCCAGGAGCACAAGCUCUACAGCUUGCUGUUCGCGGACCAGCUGAGCUAUGAAGUGGGCUGCCGGGCUGAGGAGCUCUUCCAGAGCCUGUGCGCGCAGCGCCACCGUGAAGACUACCAGCUGGUGAUGAUCUGUGACGCUGCCCGGGAGCACUGCUACCUCCCCUCCACCUUCAGCCAGCACAAAGUCCCCCUGGUGCCCCAGGCCCCACUGCCGGACAUCCAGGCCUACCUGGAGAACCAUUAUCAGGUCCCGAAGCAGACCCUGUCGGCAGCGGCUGUAUUCAGAGACCGGAUGUGUGUGGGGAUCGUGACCUCUGAAAGAGCUGGUGUUGGAAAGUCGCUCUACGUGAACAGAUUGCACAAAAACCUGAAAAUGAAGCUAAAGGACAAAAAGGCGCCUCUAAAAACUAUUCGCCUGACGGACCCUCAUGUAGACGAGAGCCGGGUCCUGAGCUCCCUCCUGCCGUUCCUGGAGAAGGACUCUCAGAAGACCCCUAUGAUAGUCCACAUUGAUGUCAGCACUUCGGUCCAGACUGGGAUUCCUGUCUUUCUUUUCAAACUCCUCAUUCUGCAGUACCUAAUGGAUACAAGCGGGAAAAUGUGGCUUCGGGACCCGUGCCAUUUAUAUGUUGUUGAAAUCUCACAAGAGUCCUCCGUACAGCCAAAGAGGUCUUCUAAACUGAAUGCACAUGCACCUCUGUCCAGGUUUCUUGACAUCUUCCCCAAAGUUACUUGCCGUCCUCCCAAGGAAGUAAUCACCAUGGAACUGACUCCCAACAGGAGCCAGAGGGAACCAGGAAUGGACCCAGGAGAGUUCAGCAGUGAAGCUUUCCAAAGACCUUACCAGUAUUUAAAACGGUUCCACCAAAACCAGAACCUGGACACAUUUCAGUACGAAGAAGGCUCCGUGGAAGGCUCCCCUGAGGAGUGCCUGCAGCACUUCCUGAUUUACUGUGGUGUGGUCAACCCUUCCUGGGCAGAGCUCCGGAACUUCGCUUGGUUUCUGAACUGUCAGCUCAAAGACUGUGAGGCUUCUGUCUUCUGCAACCCGGCUUUUACUGGAGACACACUCAGGGGCUUCAAGAACUUCGUGGUAACCUUCAUGAUCUUAAUGGCGAGAGAUUUUGCCACUCCGACUCUCCACACUUCAGACCAAAGCCCGGGUAACCACAUGGUCACCAUGGAUGGAGUUGCUGAAGAAGACCUAGCUCCCUUCUCUCUUCGAAAGAGAUGGGAGUCAGAGCCCCAUCCCUAUGUUUUCUUCAAUGAUGACCGCAUGACCAUGACAUUCAUAGGUUUUCACUUGCAGCCCAACAACAAUGGCUAUGUUGAUGCCAUCAAUCCCUCAAAUGGGAUGGUCAUCAAAAAGGCUGUCAUGACGAAAGAAUUGUUUGAUGGGCUGAAGCUUCAGAGAGUGCCCUUCAAUAUCAACUUUGACAACCUUCCCAGACAUGAGAAGCUUGAAAGACUCUGCCUGGCACUGGGGAUUGAGUGGCCCAUUGACCCUGAUGAAACAUACGAACUCACAACAGACAAUAUGCUUAAGAUCCUAGCCAUUGAAAUGCGGUUUCGGUGUGGGAUCCCAGUUAUCAUCAUGGGAGAGACAGGCUGUGGGAAAACCAGGCUCAUCAAAUUCCUUAGUGACCUCAAGCGUGGUACUGUUGAAGCAGAAACUCUGAAGUUGGUGAAGGUCCAUGGAGGGACAACUCCAUCCAUGAUCUACUCCAAGGUCAAGGAUGCUGAGCGCAUAGCCUUCUUCAAUAAAGUUCAACAUGAGCUGGAUACCAUCUUGUUCUUUGACGAAGCCAACACAACGGAAGCUGUGAGCUGUAUCAAAGAGGUCCUGUGUGACGGAGCAGUGGAUGGUGAGCGCCUAACGAAGGACUCUGGCCUGCAUGUCAUUGCUGCUUGCAACCCUUACCGGAAGCACUCCCAGGAGAUGAUCCUCCGCCUGGAGUCAGCAGGUUUGGGAUACAGGGUGAGUGCAGAGGAGACUGCAGAGAGGCUGGGCUCCAUCCCGCUGCGGCAGCUGGUCUACCGCGUCCACGCUCUGCCCCCAAGCCUCAUUCCUCUGGUAUGGGACUUUGGACAGCUGAAUGACUAUGCUGAAAAUCUCUACAUCCGGCAGAUCGUGCAGAGAGUAGACUUUAUCACAGAAGACCACACUUCUGUGAUUGUGGAUGUACUCUCCGCCUCUCAGAGGUACAUGAGGAAGAGGGAGAAUGAAUGUGGUUUCGUCAGCCUCCGGGAUGUGGAGCGCUGUGUCAAAGUUUUCCGAUGGUUUCACGACCACAGCGAGAUGCUCUUAAACAAGCUCCAUGACUUUCUCCACGAAUCCAGUGAUAGCAAACACACCUUUGAGAGAGAUCCUGUUCUCUGGUCCCUGGUAAUGGCCAUUGGCGUGUGUUACCACGCCUCUUUAGAAAAGAAAGCGUCCUACCUCAGAGCCAUUGGCAGGUGCUUUCCAGAACCAUACAAUGACAGCAAGGUCAUUCUUGAUGAGAUCACUCUUGUACAAGAUCUUUUUCUGAGGGGGGCACCCAUUAGGACAAACAUAGCCAGGAACAUGGCUUUGAAGGAGAAUGUCUUCAUGAUGGUAAUCUGCAUAGAGCUUAAGAUCCCCCUCUUCCUGGUGGGGAAGCCUGGCAGCUCCAAAUCCCUUGCCAAGAUCAUUGUAGCAGACGCCAUGCAAGGGCAGUCUGCCUUCUCUGAUCUCUUCCGCCGCCUGAAACAAGUCCACCUGGUGUCGUUCCAGUGCAGCCCCCACUCCACCCCGCAAGGGAUCAUCGGCACCUUCAGACAGUGUGCUCGCUUCCAGCAGGGCAAAGACCUGCAGCAGUAUGUCUCUGUGGUGGUGCUGGAUGAGGUCGGCCUGGCCGAAGACUCACCCAGAAUGCCCCUUAAGACCCUGCACCCCCUGCUGGAGGAUGGGUGCAUUGACGAUGAUCCCGCCCCCUACAAAAAAGUAGGCUUUGUUGGCAUUUCCAACUGGGCUCUGGAUCCUGCCAAGAUGAACCGGGGCAUUUUUGUGUCACGAGGCAGUCCCAGUGAGAAAGAGCUCAUAGAGAGCGCUGAAGGCAUCUGCUCUUCGGACAGGCUGGUUCAGGACAGAAUCCGAGGGUAUUUUGCACCCUUUGCCAAGGCCUAUGAAACAGUGUGUCAGACCCAGGACAAGGAAUUCUUUGGGCUUCGUGACUAUUACAGCCUCAUCAAGAUGGUCUUCGCCAAAGCCAAAGCUUCCACUCGGGGGCUUUCCCCACAAGACAUUGCUCAUGCUGUCCUCCGGAACUUCAGUGGGAAGGACAACAUCCAGGCGCUAGACAUCUUUACAGCCAGUCUUCCCGGGGCCAGGUACAAGGAAGACGUCAGCACUGUGGAACUGAUCAAGCAGAACAUUCACAGUGGUCUGCAGGCGUCCAGCAGGGGGCUGGACGGGGCCGAGUCCCGUUACUUGCUGGUGCUGACCAGGAACUAUGUGGCCCUGCAGAUCCUGCAGCAGACACUCUUUGGUGAGGGUCAGCAACCGGAGAUCAUCUUUGGCUCCAGCUUUCCCCAGGACCAGGAAUACACCCAGAUCUGCAGGAACAUCAACCGGGUGAAGAUCUGCAUGGAGACGGGAAAGAUGGUGGUGCUGCUGAACCUGCAGAACCUGUACGAGAGCCUGUACGAUGCUCUCAACCAGUACUAUGUCUACCUCGGGGGCCAGAAGUACGUGGACCUUGGACUGGGUACCCAUCGUGUCAAAUGUCGAGUCCACAGUGACUUCCGCCUCAUCGUCAUUGAGGAGAAAGAUGUGGUGUACCAACAGUUCCCUGUGCCCCUCAUCAACCGGCUGGAGAAGCACUACCUGGACAUCAACACCGUGCUGGAGGGGUGGCAGAAGGACAUUGUGCAUGAGCUGCAACAGUGGGCCUGGGAUUUUGCCGAUGUGAAAGCAGACCAGCUCAUUGCCAGGCACAAGUAUAGUCCUGCAGACACAUUCAUCGGCUACCACUCUGAUGCCUGCGCCUCCAUGGUGCUGCAGGCCGUGGAGAGGCAGGGCCCCAGGGACCUGACUGAGGAGCUGUACCGCAAGGUGUCUGAAGAGGCCAAGCUCAUCCUGCUGGAUUGUGCGACACCAGAUGCUGUGGUCCGACUGCGUGGUUCCGCACUGGGCUCCUUCACUGCGGAGCAGCUGGCGCAGGACUAUUACUACAAGCAACAACACAACUCCUUUGCAGACUUCCUCCAGGCCCACCUGCGCAUGGCCCAUCUGGAGGGCCAGGCUGUCUUCACAGAGAUCACCACUUUCUCCAGACUGCUGACCAGUGUGGACUGUCAGGACCUGGCGUCUGAGCUGAGAGGACUGGCCUCCAAGCCUGCGGUCCUGUCACUGCAGCAGUUCCACACUGAGUACUCCUUCCUUAAGGAAGUCCGCUCUUGCUUAAUGAACCCAGCCAGACGUAAAAUCCUUGUCAUCCAGACGGACUUUGACGAUGGCCACCACAGCGCCCAGCUUGUAGCCUCUGCCAAGUAUUCCACCAUCAAUGAAAUCAACAAAAGUCAAGGAACGAAGGACUUUGUCUUCAUUUAUUUCAUCACGAAACUUUCCCGAAUGGGAAGUGGUACAUCGUACGUGGGGUUCCAUGGAGGGCUGUGGCGGUCAGUACACAUCGACGACCUCCGCAGAUCCACAAUCAUGGCCUCAGAUGUCACUAAACUGCAGAAUGUCACCAUCAGCCAGCUGUUCAAGCCAGCCGACAACCCUGAGCAUGGCCCAGAGGAGGCGAUGGAGACAGAGACCAGUGAGUCGGGGGAAAUGGCAGAGGAAAAAAUGGAAGUGGAAGGACCAGAGGAGCCGGAGACGGUAUCCGACCCAGGAGACUAUGAUGUCCUGGACACCACCAGACUGCUGCGGAGCUGCGUGCAGAGUGCAGUGGGGAUGCUCAGGGACCAGAAUGAGAGCUGUGCACGCAGCACGAGGAGAGUCACCAUUCUUCUUGGCCUCUUAAAUGAAGACAGCGUGCAUAAUGCCUCCUUUUUGCGGGAAUCUAAGAUGCGCCUCCAUGUUCUUCUAACGAAGCAAGAAGAGAACCAGACCCUGAGUCAAAAGCAGUGGGUCACCAGGGAGGCUGCCAAUCAGGAUGCCCUCCAGGAGGCAGGCACCUUCAGGCAUACCCUUUGGAAGCGGAUCCAAAAUGUGGUCACCCCCAUCCUGGCCAGCAUGAUCUCUUACAUCGACAGAGAUGGCAACCUGGAUCUAUUGGCUCAGUCAGAUUCUCCAGCCUGGGCCCAAGAUCUUUGGAUGUUUAUUUUCAGAGACAUUAAGUUCCUGAACAUCCCUCUUGUGGUAAACAACAUAGGGUCCUCCAUCCUGGUACAUAGCCACAUGAACCUGCCCAAGGAUGCCUGUAAUGCUGUGCCUUUCAGCUGGAGGAUCAGGGACUACCUGGAGGAGCUCUGGAUGCAGGCUCAGUACAUCACAGACACACAGGCGUUAUCUAAGAAGUUCGUGGAAGUCUUCCAGAAGACUCCCUUGGGCAGGUUUCUGGCUCAGCUCCCUGUGGCACAGCAGCAGGAUCUCCUACAGAGCUACUCGAAGGACUUCCUGCUUUUGACCAUGAAAGUGGCUUCAAGGGAGGAGUUAGAGUUGCUGCAGACGGCCCUGUGGUCCUGCCUCUGUGAGCUCCGAGUGACUUCGGGAACGCCUGAGGAAGGGCUCUCCUUACCCUGGGUGCACCUUGCCUAUCAGCACUUCAGGACGCGGCUGCAGAACUUCUCCAGAGUGCUGACUAUCCACCCCCAGGUCCUGAAGAGUCUCAGUGAAGCAGCACAGAAGCACAGCUUGGCUGGGAGUGAAAUGACACUAGAUGCGCUUGCAGCAAUGGCCUGUGUUGAAGACCUGGCGGGAGACAUCCUGAAGCCGAGUCCCAAGGCCUGGUUACAGAUGGUGAAGAAUCUGGCCAUGCCGCUGGAGCUUGUCUGUUCCAGAGAGUAUUUGCGGGGCUGUGGGAACACAACCAGAAACACCGUCCAGGAGGUCAGAGCCCUGUGGAACCGCAUUUUCUCCCUUGCGCUCUUUGUGGAGCAUGUUCUCCUGGAGACUGAAAGCCAGAUUCCCGAGCUGAGUCAGCUGGUCACCGAGCAUGUCUUCUUACUAGACAAGUGUCUUGAAGAGAACUCAGACCUCAAGACCCACAGGCCAUUUGUGGCUGUAAUGAAGAUGCUUUGUGAAUGCAAGGACAAAGUCAGCAAGACACUCAGCAGGUUUGGUAUUCAGCCAUGUCACAUCUGCCUGGGAGAUGCACAGGACCCUGUCUGUCUGCCUUGCGAUCACGUAUGUUGUCUACCCUGCAUCAAAACCUGGCUCGUUCCGGGGCAAAUGAUAUGCCCCUACUGCUUAACUGAAUUGUCAAACCAGUUCUCACCAACUGUUUCCCAGAAACACAGCAAAGCCAUCGCGAAGCACGCCCAGUUCCGGAACAUGUGUAACAGCUUCUUUGUGGACCUGGUCUCCACCAUGUGCUUCAAAGAUGACACCCCUCCUCAGGAAAGCGUGAUUGACAGCCUGUUGUCCUUGCUCUUCAUUCAAAAGGAGCUGCUGAGAGACGCUUCCCAAAAGCAUCGUGAACUCACUAAGUCUCUGUCUCCAUUUGAGGAUGUCGUCGACAAGACUCCUGUCAUCCGCUCUGUGCUCCUAAAACUGCUUCUCAAGUACAGCUUCCAUGAGGUAAAGGAUUACAUCCAGAACUACUUGACCCAGUUAGAGAACAAAGCAUUCCCAACAGAAGAUAAAACAGAGCUGUACCUGCUCUUUAUCAGCUGCCUGGAGGACUCCAUCCAUGAGAAGGCAAGUGCUGGCUGUAGAAGUCACAAGCGGGACCUGAGAGAGGAAGGCCAUUUCCUUAGGACAUACUCCCCCGGAAGGCGAGGCCCAGAGCCUGCCAGCACAGCUUCGGUGGAGUACCUGCAGCAGGUGGCCAGAGUCCGCCUCUGCCUUGACCUGGCUGCUGACUUCCUCUCGGAGCUUCAGGAAGGCUCAGAGCUGUCUGAAGAUAAGCAGUGCUUCCUGAAGCAUGUUGAGCAGUUCUGCACCCGCGUCCAGAAUGAUUGGCACCGUGUGUACCUGGUGAGGAAACUCGCAAGCCAGCGUGGGAUGGAAUUCGUGCAGAGCUUCUCCAGGCAGGGCCAUCCAUGCCAGUGGGUGUUUCCCAGGGGUAUCAUCGAACAGCAGAAUAAUGACCCGAGCCAGAUGGACCGGUACCUAGUGCAUGGUGACGAAUACAAGGCUCUGCGUGAUGCAGUGGGCAAAGUUGUGCUCCAGUGCAAGACCCUGGACAUUGGGGCUGCUCUGACAGCCUGCAGAAGUCCCAAAGCCCAGCAGACGGCCUACUUACUGCUGGCCUUGUAUAGAGAGGUGGCUUCUUUGUACCGUUCCCGCAACACCACCCUCCAUCCAAAACCAGAGCAAUGUGAGGCUAUGAAGGAAUUCAUUGAGGAAAGCAAGAUCCUUUCCACUCCUGACAUUGGAUGCUUUGCCAAGUCGCUAGUGGAUAAUGCUCUGCCCCUGCUGCGGACCAGGUCUGCUCACAGCAGCCUGGAAGGAACAGUGACUGAAAUGGCCGUUCAUGCUGCAAUCAUAUUCUUGUGUGGACAAAACAGAGUCUUGGCGCCCCUGAGGAACUUGGCCUUCGAUCCGGCCAACAUGGCAAAUGCUUUCCUCCCAACAAUGCCUGAAGACCUGCUGGUUCAAGCCAGGAGCUGGAUGGGCCUAGAAGGUGUCCAGUGGUACAAUUGUCCCAAUGGCCAUCCAUGCUCUGUAGGAGAGUGCGGCAGGCCCAUGCAGCAGAGCUUCUGUCCAGACUGCCGAGCUCCCAUUGGAGGCCUCAACCACAGGCCGGACCCAGGCUUCCAUCUUAUCAGUAUUAACGAGGACAGAACACAGACCGGCCACGUGCUGGGCGACCCACAGCCCAGUGGUGAAGCAGUGGUAUCUGACCGAGGGCUGUCCCCAGUGGUCUUCAUUCUCACCCGGCUACUCACUCACUUGGCUAUGCUUGUGGGAGCCACUCAGAAUCCUCAGGCCCUGAUCAGAAUCAUUAAGCCUCAGGUUCAGGAUCCACGAGGCUUCCUGCAGCAUCACAUCCAGAGAAACCUGGAACAGCUCAACAAGAUGCUGGGCAGGAGUGCAGACGAGACCACUCAUGUGGUACACCUCAUCCUGCGCUGUUUGCUCCAGGAACGGCACCCCGUGUUUGGCCAGAGUAUAUUAAAUUUUAAUGCAGAAUUGUCAACCAAAGGAUCCAGAAACAACUGGGAGAAGCAUCUUGAAGCUCUUCUUUUACCUGAAUUGAAGCAUCUUGACCAAACCUUGGCAGCUGUAAAUGUUCUUAUCAGCCAAGAUGAGCGCAUCAGCUCCAACUCUGUGGCCAAAAUCAUAUACAGGGACCCAGCAACCUUCCUGCCUCACUUGCCCCAAAAGAGUGUGGUUCAUUGCUCGAAGAUCUGGAGCUGCAGGAAGAAGAUCACAGUGGAGCACCUGCGGCAUAUUGUAGAACAGAAAAAUGGCAAAGAAACGGUGCCUGUCCUCUGGCGCUUCCUCCAGAAGGAAGCAGAACUGAGGCUGGUGAAAUUCUUGCCUGAGAUCUUGGCCUUGCAAAGAGAUCUAGUGAAACGAUUCCAGAACGUUUCAGAAGCAGAGCACAGUUCCAUCCGAGGUUUCAUUAGCAGUCACCAAUCAGAUGCGCUGAGAAAGCUGUACCACGAUCGGAUCACUGUCUUCCUGUCCACCUGGAACGCACUGAGGCGGUCACUGGAGACCAAUGGUGAGAUCAAGCUACCAAAAGAUUACUGUAGCUCCGACUUGGAUCUGGAUGCUGAAUUUGAGGUCAUCCUUCCACGGCGACGGGGCCUGGGCCUCUGUGCAACUGCCUUGGUCAGCUACUUGAUUAGCCUGCACAAUCAAAUGGUCAACACGGUGCAGAAGUUCUCCACGGAAAACAGCAGCUAUUCUGUAGAUACCUCUGAGGUUACUGACCUGCAUGUCAUCCACUACGAUGUGGAACGGGACCUGAUUCCAUUGAUCGUCUCCAACUGCCAGUACCAAGUGCAGCAAGGUGGAGAAACCUCACAAGAAUUUGACCUGGAGAAGAUCCAGCGGCAGAUCAGCAGCCGCUUCCUCCAGGGCAAGCCCAAGCUGACCCUGCAGGGAAUACCCACCCUGGUGUACAGACAUGACUGGAACUACGAGCAUCUCUUCAUGACCAUCAAGAACAAAAUGGCACAGAGCCCACUCACCAACUCAGCCAUCAGUGCCAUCAGAGGACAGCUACAGUCCUACAGUGAUGCCUGUGAAGCCCUGUCUGUCGUAGAAGUCACCCUGGGUUUCCUGAGCACAGCUGGUGGGGACCCUGGCAUGGACCUGAAUGUGUACAUUCAAGAUGUCCUACAGAUGGGCGAUCAGACAGCGCUGACCUUAAAGGCCUUAAACAGAUGUCAGCUGAGACACGUCAUUGCCCUCUGGCAGCUCCUAUCUGCACAUAAGUCAGAACAGCGCCUGCGACUGAACAAAGAGCCGUUUCAGGAAAUUGAUGUCAAGUACAAAGAGGACCUCAGUCCGCAGCACGCAAGGCUCCUCAGCACAUUCCUGAAUGAGGCAGGCUUGGACACCUUCCUCCUGGAGCUCCACGAGAUGAUCGUGCUGAAACUCAGGGGCCCCCAGGCUGAGAGCAGCUUCAACCCCAAUUGGAGCCUCAGGGACACUCUAGUGAGUUACAUGGAGACUAAAGACAGCGAGGUUCUUCCAGAAGUGGAAUCCCAGUUCCCAGAGGAGAUCCUCAUGUCCAGCUGCAUCUCAGUGUGGAAAGCGGCUGCCACACGAAAACAGGACCGGCAAGUGAGGUAGAGCAGCUCAGCCUUCAAACCUGGCUGGAGAGGAAGGUCCUCCCCACCUCCCUUCAUAGCUCCCAACACAGGCUGUGCCUCUGCGUGAAGAAAAGUGGGGGCACUGCACUGGAUUCAAGGCUUACACACACCAUUUAGAGAGCCAAGGUGUUUCUAGAACACUCGCCUAUUCCAAAACUUCCUCAUGUAUGAUGAUACGAAAUUGCCAAUCAACUGCCUCUUGUACAUUCUAGAAGAAACUAAAGAGAACCACAAUCAGGUCAUAACCAAUACUGACCCUCUGAAGACUGCCAGCCUCUUCCCUCAUAGUUCAUGGCCACCAAUUUACUGCACAGAGAGAAAGCACAGGAGCAGUCAAUUUUCCUAUUCUAUGUGUACAAAAAAGAAUUCAUUCUUUCUGUACAUUUAUUCUUCCAGCCCCUUAAGUUUUGAGUGCUACACACAUAUUUCUUGGUUUCUACGAUGUAUGAAAAUUGCCACACUAGCAUAAGGAAAUCCAAGGUGCUUGUACAGGCUGUAAGGCCACAUGAACAAGAGCUA